ACCUACUUAUGCUAUACUGUAUAAGCCCUGAUCUAGCAGAUUUCUCUCAACACCAGCAAUAUGAGUUCAAGCCAUCUAUCAAUCGAGGCAAACCCUAAAUUUGCGAUGGAAGACUGGAGCGAAAUACCUCACGCCGACGAGAAUGGCCAUCCCAUCCAAAAGCUUGACAAGGCGGACCAAGAGUACCACUACCUCACCGGAUGGAGAGUGCACGUUAUCAUGGCAGCGGUUAGCUUUGUUCCUUGUAAACCUCGAACUCACCAUCAUCGGCACCGCCCUCGUAUCUAUUACCAACGACCUGAAUGACUUCGUUCGAGCUAGCUGGGUGGUGACCGCAUACUUGAUUACAUAUACCUCUGGCCUAGUUAUUUGGGCGAAAGUGAGCGAUCUUGUAGGCCGCAAGCCGGCGUACAUCGUUUCUCUUCUCAUGUUCAGCGCGUUUGCUGGAGGCUGUGGGGCUUCCCAAACCAUGGUCCAACUGAUUGUAUGUCGCGCUUUUCAGGGUCUCGGCGCAGCAGGAGUAUACGCUGUUGCUGUCGUGAUGCUGUAUGAACUGAAGCCACCUAACAAGCUACCGCAAAUGACGGCUAUGUCAGCUGGUCUGGCGGCGCUUGGCAACGCCCUGGGCCCUAUCUUCGGGGGUGUAAUAUCCCAGGGAACCACCUGGAGAUGGGUCUUUCUACUCAAUGUUCCCUCUGGCGCCAUCGCCGCUAUCGUGGUCUUCUUAGUAGUCCCCAACGAAUACCCUUAUCAAGGGCUCGAAAGGCCAAGAGCACGGCUUGGGUUCAAGGCUCUAGAUUUCACUGGAGCGUUUUUGAUGCUUACGGCAUUGGCGCUGAUUAUUAGUGGGUUCGAGCAAGCCGCGGUAUUGCUAUCCUGGACGUCUGCCACUGCCAUCGUACCUAUUUGUGUUUCUGUUGUAGUAUGGGCAGCAUUUUUCGCUAGUCAGUGGUACGCCUCUCGCCCGCGAAGUUUGGUAGAGCCAGUGUUUCCUUGGAGAUUCUGCCAAAACCGCGAGAUCGUCGGUUUGCUGGUAAAUUCCUUUAUGACGGGUUCGGUCAGCAUAACCUGUAUUAUUCAACUCCCUAUACGCUACCAGACAACAGUCGGCUCUAGUCCUUUACAGGCUGGCGUCAGGCUACUGCCGUUUGUACUAUGUGGGCCACUGGGAGUGACUUUGACGGCCAUCCUCUCCAAGAAUCGACGCGUUCCCCCUUUGUACGUAGGGAUCGUUGGGAUAUUACUUCAGAUGAUUGGACUUAUCUUCAUCUCCCAAGGCCCUCCGAGCAAUCCAGAUUGGUCUCCACUCUACGGGGUUGAGGUGUUGGCUGGUUUGGGUAUGGGAAUAAGUAUAGGGGUAGUUACUCUACUUACCCCCUACAUUGCGGAAAAGAGAGACCUAGCGGUCGCAUCAGCAGCAGGAACGCAAUUCCGAUUCCUCGGAAGUGCUUUUGUGGUAUCCAUUGUGACUGCGGUGGGCAAUGGAUGGAUCAGGGAUGAACUUUCCGGCCUAUUGACCCCCUCGCAAAUCUCACAGAUCUUUCGGUCAACGGCGUCGAUCGACCAGCUUCCAGAAAGUGUGCAAACUGUAGUGAGGAGUGUGUUUGUGAAUGGCUUUAACCUUCAGAUGCAUAUAGUUCUGGGGUUUGCUGUUGCCUCGUUUCUAAGCAUAGCGUUGAUGUGGCGAAGGAUUCAAAUCAGGGUAGAUUGAACUUGCUGGUGUUGUUGGGAAUCCCAAUCUUACCUAGGUGCCCCAUGUAGGUGGGCAGCGAUCUGAGAGUGAGUGUUGGUGCACAGGGGAAAUGUUGCAUGGGUCACUAGUCCCACUUAGACUUAGCUCCAUAUCAGCGAGCUGCCUUAA
This is a messenger RNA of Hypoxylon fragiforme, 1861 nucleotides long. RefSeq names its product putative multidrug resistance protein fnx1. Gene Ontology annotation, biological process: transmembrane transport. The record is from RefSeq and is a predicted model, not a curated record. The coding region runs from base 143 to 1711 and encodes 522 amino acids. The transcript is spliced from 8 exons. NCBI's taxonomy places the organism in Eukaryota, Fungi, Ascomycota, Sordariomycetes, Xylariales, Hypoxylaceae. Gene Ontology annotation, molecular function: transmembrane transporter activity.